AUGCUGACGAGGAGAUCUCUACCCAAGUUUGAUAUCCCACCAUCAGAAGUGUGCCAACCACCGCCUCCCCGACGGCCAGGUAAAGAAGAAUGGAAUACGGAGGUUGCACCGUUCAAAUUACUGGUUCCACCCGUUCACCAGGCAACCCGCACUUUCUACCCGAGGAGGUGUAAAAGAAAGAGGGUAACAGCAGACAUAGAAUCUCUACCUGAUGAGCUGUUGUUUGAAGUCCUUGUGCGCAUCCCUGUCCAAGAUGUUUACGAGGCAAGGCUUGUUUGCCGCAAAUGGUAUCAUAUCAUCCACACCCGUAAUUUCAUUUCCUCCAACUUACACCACUCAACUUAUGGUCUCCUUUUCAAAUCCGUGUGUUGGGAGUCGGUUUUAAUCCUCCCUCAGAGGGGAGGAGGGGUCGAGGUGACCCAGUUGAGGUACAAACGUAGGUGUGUGGUCCUUAGUAGUUGUAAUGGAAUGUGGUUAGAGAAUAAUCUGCCAAGACAAGAUUAUUCGUACGUCAUAAAUCCCUUAACAGGGCAAAUUGUUAUUCUCCCUCCAUGUGUUGGUAGAGUUUCAGAAUUUAAAUAUGCACUGGCGUACGCACCGGCUUCCAUGGAGUAUAAGGCGGCUAUAUUCCAUCCUCCUUUCGGAACCUAUCGUGCUUUUUGUCAUAUAUUAACCGAUGGAGUUGAUAAAACAUGGAGGGACAUUGAUUUGGGACUCAUAUCAUCGGAUGCACUUAAUGCAUUCCACAAUAUUCCGUUGGUUACUGAAGGUUUCGUGCAUUGGCACAAUCCCUGCUGGGUCAAGUACCCAGAGUUGUUGGCCAUGACAGCUACGGAUAAUACUCAAACGAGUGCAGUUUUUCUAUACAAUCUUGUCACGCAAGAAAAUGAUGAAAUCGGGUUACCUACCGAUAUUGGUACUUGCAGAUUUCUAUAA
Messenger RNA from Striga hermonthica, 936 nucleotides. The record is from the annotation of a GenBank genome assembly. Lineage: Eukaryota; Viridiplantae; Streptophyta; Magnoliopsida; Lamiales; Orobanchaceae.